AUGGAGCAACUUGAGCACUUCAGUCACAAUCAUCCACUCAACCUUGUCCAACUACAGCCAAACCACCAUGAAGAGGAAGAGGAAGAGGAAGAUGUAGAUGACCUUGUGGUUGAAGACCACCAUGUUGGCCAAUGCAACAUGUGUGAGGAAGACAUUUAUUCAUUUCAUUUACGUUACUACACUUGCAAGAAUUGCAACUACUCUUUAGACAAAUUUUGCACAGAAAUCCCAAAACUCUACAAGACCACCCAUUACAUAAUCCUAACCACAAUCUUACCUUGUCCAAGGGAUUUCCAGAUCCAGAUCUUUAUUUUAGUUCAAAUAAAGAAUGGACUUGUGGUUUAUGCAAUCAUAAGCGGAAUAACUUCUUCAAUUACCAUUGUUCCAUUUGCAAAUUCAGUAUGGACAUAA
This is a messenger RNA of Lactuca saligna, 411 nucleotides long. Lineage: Eukaryota; Viridiplantae; Streptophyta; Magnoliopsida; Asterales; Asteraceae. The record is from the annotation of a GenBank genome assembly.